Agrilus planipennis (emerald ash borer) is the source of this 5023-nucleotide messenger RNA. RefSeq names its product protein tincar (gene tinc). Lineage: Eukaryota; Metazoa; Arthropoda; Insecta; Coleoptera; Buprestidae. The transcript has 12 exons. Bases 318 to 3536 code for a protein of 1072 amino acids. The record is from RefSeq and is a predicted model, not a curated record.
GCUUCUGAUCAAGAGAGAUGAUGAAAACGCUGCAUCACGUUUUGCUUUCGUAAAACGAAUCUAACAAAGCGAAGGAUCGUUCGAGCGACGUUGUAAAUAAAACGCGCGACCUUUUCUGGUUUAUUUUUUGUUUAAUGACAAAACUAGUGAGUGUCACCUUCCAACGUUUUUUUUUUCUUGAUAAACUGAACAAUACGUCAACAAUAAAACCAUCGGCGCGUGUAAACUCAAAGUGCAAACCUUGAAAAAUAGUGAAAGAAUUUAAGGUUGCCGGUAAAGGAAGCCAUAUAUCGAACCUGUUCCGAAGUCGGUAAAGAAUGUCUUCAAUUUCUGGCAGCAUAGUCGGCUACGAGAACAACAAUGAGAUUAACCGGAACAAAGUAAACAAUCGGCCGAAUGUCGUUCAUCUAAAUAACAAACGACAAUCGGACCGUCAACGUAGAAAAAUGGGUUUGAAGUGUUGCACAAAAAUCCACUUGAAUAACCUUUGGUCUUUAUGGUACGGGUUCACGUGCACCAUAUUCCAGGCGUAUGUCGGAGUAAAAUGCGUCAGAAGGAUAUUGGGUUAUUCGCUACUUCCAUGGAGCGAAACUACCCCAGUACCAUUGUUAGAAUUAAAUAUAAGUCUGGGACUGACUGUUUUAGCAGUAUUAUUGUUACCAAUCUUCUUGUGCUGUGCAGUAUUUAAGAUAGGAAAUUUAGCGAACGACGGUUUCAAGUUGGGCAGCCAGUUAUCCAUUUGUAGUAAGGACCAAACGUCCACCCUAGGCAGCAGGGGUGGCUGUAGUUUGUGGAAACAUGGUGGCCCCACCGCUCCUUUUAUACAUCUAGUCAUUGCUUUUUGUCUACUGUUGCCGAAACUUCUUAUGGAAGCCAGACUGAUUGAGGCAGGAUUCGUGCAGCAAGAAACGAUUUGGCGCACGGAUCUAGAUUUUAUGAUGGCCCAUAAAGAUCGCCUGGUAGUUCUAAGUUUUAUGACGGCCACGAAUAGCACCCCGGCCCCAGGGGGUCAUGUUUUACCUUCCGCGUUACCAGUUGUUACUACAACCGACGAAGAAAGAAUCAUAUCGGCCAAUGAUACUACCCUUGGACCAACUGCUUUACCCCUCACAGGAGAUCUUGUGAAGGACUUAAGGGAUAUUGUGGGGCAUGAUCAGCAAGAUUACACUAACAAUAAUGUCGACACUGGUUGGGGUUGUUCAGUGAGUGUCGAAUUUAUGAAUUUCGGAUUGGCCUUAUUAGUAUAUUCAGUUAGAUAUCCUGCGGUAUUCUGGGCCACAAACAAAACAAUGGGAAUGCUUUUCUCUAUGCAGUUUUUGAUAAACAGUUUACAAAUACUUCUAGCUUACGCGGGCAUGUCUGUACUUUACAGGGUUCAAGUGGUUGGAGUGUGGAAGGUCCUUCCACUUCUUAAACCUCAACCGGGGGGUGUGUCCCCAUUGGGUGGCAUCUCUCCUUUCUUGCUCAAUCCCCAAGUAACGCUUGCACUAUACAUUUUGUAUUCGCUACUUGUACUUUCCUCCAGUUUAGUGCUUUAUCUGUACGGAUAUACAAGAUUUAAUGCAUUUCUGAACCAAGAAAGGGAACGGAAAAUAAUUGCUUUGAAAGCGGCUUUUCACACAUCAAGAUGGAGUUAUUUUACCCAUUGUGCCGCCCUUUGUGCUUUAGUGUCUAUUGGUGUUAGUAGCGCUCCCUUAUUGCAUGAUUAUACGAUAAUUUACAAAGGGAGUCUCGAUGGAGCCGUGCUUACGUGUGUUGUCGGCAGUAUUUUGCAUCUUUUCCUUUGGGUUGUUUUGUGGCUGUUUCUGACAAUAAAACAAAAGUGGACCUUCAAAUUACGCGUUUCUGUUGGACGAGCUACAAUAAGACAAGCGCGACAUGUAAAGCUUGUGACUGAUGUAGAUUUAGCGAACGUCCCUCAAGAUGACCCCAGCUUGCAACCCUUGUUAGUCGUAGGAAACGGACGUACAUAUACCGUAGCCGAAACGUCGCCGAAAAAAGCUAUAAUGGGGAUAAUCCAGAAGACCACCAUUUUGAAGAAAACCAGAUCUGAAAAUAAUUCGGUUAUAACGGAAGAGGAAGACGAAGAGCAAAUUUACUGGUUGAGACCUGCCAUAUCCUCAGUACAUCAUUCUCCAGAUGGUUCAAAGCAGUUGUGUUGGUUCAACAAGAAACCCAAGUCGAAAGUGUCCUUUGACGAAGCAACUAGUACGUCUGCUGUUCGUAAUAAAGGCAACGUCUGUCGUGGAAAACGACUACCAGGAAUGGAAAUCGACGAAGGUGACUAUGCCACAUUGAGAGAACUUCCAGUUCCGGCAACCAACAUCGAUCUUGGCGACGACACGGCCAGUGAAGAGGGAAAGCUUUUGGCUUGUGUUCACGAUGAACACGUAACAUACGCUAGCACCAGCCAGGAUUUGGUCCCACCCGUAGAUUACGAAGAUCCCAGUCCAUUAUUAACGCCAGAACCUUUGUCCGACAAAGAGGACACUAACACUAUUAAAGAAAACUCAAUACCUCAAACGGUUGCCCAGGGAUCAGGUCAAACUCCAAAAUGUCUUCGUAGAGCUGAUUCUGGGAUGCCCCAUGACGAACUAACUCCUCGUUCCGAUUCGGUCAGUACAGAGUGUUCUCAGUCUCCUCCAGAUCCACCGGGAAGCAAUCAUAGCGAAACAUCGAGUGGAGUUCAUUCAAACGAAAGCUCAGAACUUCAACACAACCAAAUGUCCAAUUCAACUACCAAACGAGCAACUAGCGUAGCUGAUUUAGCACAACCAAUGUCAAAGGAGGAAAUACAGUGGCGAUCGUGUUCUUUACAAAGAAACACCCAACCUCCCGGCUCCACAAUCAUUAGUCCCAUCAUCGUUCCCCAACCACAAGGCAACAAUGUUAGUUCUCCACAGCCCAACCCUUACACCCUGAACAACGGUUCCCCAUACAGCAAUCUGCUAAAAUACAAUUCGUCACCCGCUAACACGACUACCACCUCAUCAGUUGGUGGGAGCAUCGUAGACCAUGGCAUUCCGGCUGUCAUUUUGGAAAAUCCAGCUGAAAGCACGGUGGUCAUACGCAGAAAGGUCAACAGGCCAGUACCAAUCGAACCAAAUCAAGUUGUCGUGGCGGUAAAAGACGAACCGUUCGGACGCGCUACCAACAUGCGAAUGACGUCGUUUACCGAAAGCGGCGAUCUACGGAGCAUCCAAGCGUCGUCAGCAACUCUUCCACAUUAUCCCACCCAACCAGUACAAAGCAUUUACCCGCAUUGUUCCACGAUGCCCUUACCCCAACAACAUACGACAACGCCAAAUGGGGUGGUGAAUUUAGGAACUGGUAAUAGCUGCAACAUUUAUCCUCGGCAACAUACCACCAUCCCGACCCAUCAUAACGGAGUUAGACUCUUCAACGGAAUUCCUACUCCGAAUCCUUACAUAAAAAGGCUGCAGUUUCAGACCGGACCUGUUCGGGUAAACGCUAAUGAACCGAUUUACACUGGGGUUAACAGAGUUUCUGGCGAAAUGUACCAUUAUAACACAUAAUGAGGUAGUUUGAUGUAUGCUAUUGGUAUAUUUGGAGACGGUGAGUACUACUUUAACUACAUUUUACCUUCCAAUUGUUUAUUCAUACGUAAAUUAUUUAUUUGUUCAAUUUAAAAUGCGAAAAGUCGAUUUGAAAUUUAUUUUAAUAAUGUUUUCUUAGUUUAAUGUGUGUAUAAUAAGUACCACAAACUUUUAUUAGUUUAUUUGACUAUUACUUCGCCACUUUUGUAUCUUCUGAAGAAGCCACAAAAUGGCAAAACGAUUGCCAAGAUUAAUAAAAGUUUGUGAAAGUUUUUUAAAUACAGUUCUUCACGUUUGCUUCUCCGUUUCAAUUUUCUUCAAAAAAUACUGGUAUAAAGGGAAGGAUGAUUCUUGAUUAGUCUUACUAUGGUCGAUUAGUAAACAAAUAUAACGAAAUAAGCUUGAAAUUUCGAGCAUGAUCGUCUUUAUUCGACUUCAUAAGAAUCAAUUUCGAAAACAUGAGUGAAUUACGGUUGUUGUAGUACUCAUAUUCUCAAGAUUGCGCUAGUUCUGUUGAUUCUAUGGUUGUUAUGUUAGAUUAUAAUGACUUCACAAAGCCUUACGACGUUUUGUAAUUUUAUAGGCUGUCCAUUUUUACCAAAGAACUAACUUAACGUUAUUUUUACAUUCCAAAAUAGUAGUUUAGGUUGUAAGCAACCUCACGGUGCGGUGGGUGAAAAUAUCAGAACAUCAUAUCGAAAUUACAUAUAUGUAUUAUUGCCCCAUUAACUUUCACACUGGGUCACGAACUUUCCUAUUUCCCUCUACUUAGUUUUACUUCGGUUAGUACCUAAUUGUUCAAUUUAUAAGCUGUUUUAUUAAAAUAAUUACAAAUGUACGUAACAAAAACAUUAACUUUAUUUCGAUAAUAACAAUUAUUGUAAAGUAUUUAUUUGAACAAUAAAUUAAUUGUAAAUAAUUUAGGAUUAUUUAAAUACGCUUUCUGAGGGCAGAUAGCCAUCUGGUGUGCUCUCCAUAUACAUAUAAUAUACUGCAUAUAUAGGCACAGAAUGUUAUCAUAUGCAUCUGUUCAAUCAAUAUAGUCUAUGAGUCCAUUCGUUUUUACUAUCAUCUUCGUUCAUUUCCUUCUCAAUGUUCUCUUAUUCCUCAGCUGAAUAUCAAUUGUUUUAUCUACUUAAUGUCUGCAACUUUUUCUCGCACUUUAUAAUCCUACAUACGAUAUUUACUACAUACAUACAUGCGUACAUGUCAACCCCCAUAACAAAAAAUUAGUCUAAAUAAUAAUAAUACGACGUGAAUUUUUAUCGUAUUCAAUGAAUCAUAUGUAGGUUUAUAAAGGUAUGAAAAUAAUGUUUUCCUAUUUCUAAUUAUUAUUAUUAUUAUUAUGGUGUCUCACUAAUAAAUGAUCUCUAAGAAAGGUAUAGAUGAUAUAUAUAUAAAAGUAUAUAUAUUAAUGCGAUGUAAUAAUAAGUAAACUGAGUUAACUUUUUAUAAAAUCGAUGUCU